Panthera uncia (snow leopard) is the source of this 2871-nucleotide messenger RNA. RefSeq names its product Down syndrome cell adhesion molecule. Bases 1 to 2871 code for a protein of 956 amino acids. Lineage: Eukaryota; Metazoa; Chordata; Mammalia; Carnivora; Felidae. The transcript is spliced from 15 exons. The record is from RefSeq and is a predicted model, not a curated record. Gene Ontology annotation, biological process: dendrite self-avoidance; axon guidance; homophilic cell-cell adhesion. Gene Ontology annotation, molecular function: cell-cell adhesion mediator activity. Gene Ontology annotation, cellular component: axon; plasma membrane.
AUGAAGGUUCAGAUGAUGAUGGAGGCAGUUUUCAGUGAGGACCUUCACUCCAGCCUCUACUUUGUCAAUGCAUCUCUGCAAGAGGUAGUGUUUGCGAGCACCACGGGGACCCUGGUGCCCUGCCCUGCUGCAGGCAUCCCUCCUGUGUCUCUCAGAUGGUACCUAGCAACGGGCGAGGAGAUCUACGAUGUCCCCGGGAUCCGCCACGUCCACCCCAACGGCACUCUCCAAAUUUUCCCCUUCCCUCCUUCAAGCUUUAGUACCUUAAUCCAUGAUAAUACUUACUAUUGCACAGCUGAAAAUCCUUCAGGGAAAAUUAGAAGUCAGGAUGUCCACAUCAAGGCUGUUUUACGGGAGCCCUAUACAGUCCGUGUGGAGGACCAGAAAACCAUGAGAGGCAAUGUUGCGGUCUUCAAGUGCAUUAUCCCCUCCUCGGUGGAGGCGUACGUCACCGUGGUCUCAUGGGAGAAAGACACCGUGGUACUCAUCUCAGGAUCUAGAUUUCUCAUCACAUCCACGGGAGCCUUGUAUAUUAAAGAUGUACAGAAUGAAGAUGGGUUGUAUAACUACCGCUGUAUCACACGGCAUAGAUACACCGGGGAGACCAGGCAGAGUAACAGCGCUAGACUGUUUGUAUCAGACCCAGCGAACUCAGCCCCAUCCAUACUGGAUGGGUUUGAUCAUCGCAAAGCCAUGGCAGGGCAGCGUGUGGAGUUGCCUUGCAAAGCGCUUGGGCAUCCUGAGCCAGAUUAUCGCUGGCUGAAGGACAACAUGCCCCUGGAACUUUCUGGAAGGUUUCAGAAGACCGUGACAGGGCUGCUCAUUGAGAACACUCGUCCUUCAGACUCAGGCAGCUAUGUGUGUGAAGUUUCCAACAGAUACGGAACUGCUAAGGUGAUAGGCCGCCUGUACGUGAAACAGCCACUGAAAGCUACCAUCAGCCCCAGGAAAGUUAAAAGCAGCGUGGGUAGCCAGGUUUCCUUGUCCUGCAGCGUGACAGGCAGUGAGGACCAGGAACUCUCCUGGUACCGAAACGGUGAAAUCCUCAACCCUGGAAAAAAUGUGAGGAUCACAGGGAUCAACCACGAAAACCUUAUAAUGGAUCACAUGGUCAAAAGUGACGGGGGCGCAUACCAGUGCUUUGUGCGCAAGGAUAAGCUGUCCGCUCAAGACUAUGUGCAGGUGGUCCUUGAAGACGGAACUCCCAAAAUUAUUUCUGCCUUUAGUGAAAAAGUGGUGAGUCCAGCAGAACCAGUCUCCCUCAUGUGCAACGUCAAGGGAACUCCGUUGCCCACCAUCACGUGGACCCUGGACGACGACCCGAUCCUCAAGGGUGGCAGUCACCGCAUCAGCCAGAUGAUCACGUCGGAGGGAAACGUGGUCAGCUACCUGAACAUCUCCAGCUCUCAGGUCCGGGAUGGGGGAGUCUACCGCUGCACUGCCAACAAUUCGGCGGGAGUCGUCCUGUACCAGGCUCGAAUAAACGUAAGAGGGCCUGCAAGCAUUCGGCCAAUGAAAAAUAUCACAGCCAUCGCAGGACGGGACACGUACAUCCACUGCCGCGUGAUUGGCUAUCCGUAUUACUCCAUCAAAUGGUACAAGAACUCUAAUCUGCUUCCUUUCAACCACCGCCAAGUGGCGUUUGAGAACAACGGCACUCUAAAACUCUCAGAUGUGCAAAAGGAAGUAGAUGAGGGAGAGUACACGUGCAACGUGCUGGUUCAACCGCAGCUCUCCACCAGCCAGAGUGUCCACGUGACGGUCAAAGUUCCACCUUUCAUCCAACCUUUUGAGUUUCCAAGAUUCUCCAUUGGACAGCGGGUCUUUAUCCCAUGUGUUGUGGUCUCAGGGGACUUACCCAUCACGAUCACUUGGCAGAAGGACGGCCGGCCAAUCCCAGCGAGCCUCGGGGUGACCAUCGACAACAUUGACUUCACAAGCUCCUUGCGGAUUUCCAAUCUUUCCCUCAUGCACAACGGGAACUAUACCUGCAUAGCCCGGAAUGAGGCAGCAGCUGUGGAACACCAAAGCCAGCUGAUCGUGAGAGUUCCUCCGAAAUUUGUGGUUCAGCCACGGGACCAGGACGGGAUUUAUGGCAAGGCUGUCAUCCUCAAUUGCUCAGCUGAGGGCUAUCCUGUACCCACCAUAGUGUGGAAAUUCUCUAAAGGUGCUGGGGUUCCCCAGUUCCAACCAAUCGCCCUGAAUGGCCGAAUUCAGGUUCUAAGCAACGGGUCCUUAUUGAUCAAGCACGUCGUGGAGGAAGACAGCGGCUACUACCUGUGCAAGGUCAGCAACGAUGUGGGUGCAGACGUCAGCAAGUCCAUGUACCUCACGGUGAAAAUUCCUGCGAUGAUAACGUCCUAUCCAAAUACGACCCUAGCCACUCAGGGUCAAAAGAAGGAAAUGAGCUGUGCAGCCCAUGGCGAGAAGCCCAUCAUCGUCCGCUGGGAGAAGGAGGACCGUAUCAUUAACCCCGAGAUGGCCCGUUACCUUGUGUCCACCAAGGAGGUGGGAGAGGAAGUGAUCUCAACGCUGCAGAUUUUGCCAACUGUUAGAGAAGAUUCUGGCUUCUUCUCCUGUCAUGCUAUCAAUUCUUAUGGGGAGGACCGUGGAAUAAUUCAGCUCACAGUGCAAGAGCCCCCAGACCCUCCCGAAAUUGAGAUCAAAGACGUGAAAGCUCGCACAAUCACCCUCAGGUGGACCAUGGGGUUUGACGGCAACAGCCCCAUCACGGGCUACGAUAUUGAGUGCAAAAAUAAAUCAGGGCCCCCUCCUUUCUCUCCGGGCCCCGGGCUUGCUCCCUGCCCGCCAUCCUGGCGUUCUUGCCACCAGCCGGCAGGGGGGCAGCUACGGACAGCACCUGGCCACUGA